GCACAGUUGAGUUCCCUCUGGGUCGGCUGUACGAUGAAGGCGACCGUACUAUUGGUACUCGGCCUGGCCGCUAUGGCCAUGGCUAGAGAGAUAACAGAUGACCAUAACACGGUUAAAUUUGACGUCAAAGAAAGACAGAAGUUGAUUCUGAAGCUACUGAAUCAUGUUACGGAACCCUGCAUGUACAAGGAAAUCGUUGAUAUAGCCAAAAACUUCAAGAUUGAGGACUGCGUAGAUCUCUACACCAAAACCGAUGUACACAAACGUUUUGUGAAGACGCUUAAGUUUGGCGUGCUUCCACGUGGUGAAGUUUUUACGCUCCACAUCGACCGUCAGCUUGACGAGGUAGUAACCAUGUUCCACAUGCUCUACUACGCCAAGGACUUUGAGACCUUCAUCAAGACCGCCUGUUGGAUGCGUUGUUACAUGAACGAGGGCAUGUUUGUCUACGCACUUACUGUUGCUUGUAGACACCGUGAGGACUGCAGGGGCAUCAUUCUGCCUCCUCCCUACGAAAUCUAUCCGUACUACUUUGUGCGUGGCGAUGUUAUUCAAAAGGCUUACAUGUUGAAGAUGAAGAGGGGAUUGCUCGACCACAAACUAUGCGACUUCUAUGGCAUUAAGAAGACUGACAAGGACGUUUACAUAAUCGAUGAAAACGUAUACGACAAACGUGUGUACCUUAAUGAUGAAGACAGGUUGAGAUACUUCACUGAAGACAUUGAUCUGAACACCUACUACUACUACUUCCACAUCGACCAUCCAUUCUGGAUGAAGGACGCUAUUUUUGACAAAUAUAAGACCAGGCGUUGCGAACUGACUCUGUAUAUUUACCAACAAAUCUUAGCCAGGUACUAUCUUGAGAGAUUAUCAAAUGGACUGGGAGAAAUCAAAACUCUGUCCUGGCACAAGCCCAUCAGGAAGGGCUACUGGCCUUGGCUGAAACUGCAUAACGGUGUACAAAUCCCCAACAGGAUGAACAACUAUGUCAUUGUCCGCGACGAUAACGUUGAUGUUGUUACUCUAGCUCAGACUUACGAGAGGAUCAUAAGGGAAGCUAUUGUCAAGGGAUAUUGUGAAAUCAACGGCAAGAGGUUUGAGUUGAAGAAGACUGAGGAUAUCGAAACUCUAGGAAAACUUAUUUACGGUAAAAUUGACAAGGACAUAAUUACCGACGUUACCGAUAAGGACCGUGUUGAAGCUUAUCGUUACCUGCUUAUCGUUAUGAAGGCCUGCCUUGGACUUAACGUUUUUAAAUCAGACAAAUACUUCGUUGUGCCCUCAAUUUUGGAUCAGUACCAUACUGCUCUGCGUGACCCUGUCUUCUACAAGCUCCAGAAGCGUCUGGUAGACUUGGUUGUUUUGUUCAAGAGACGUCUGCCGUGUUACACUAAGGAUGAUCUUCUGUUCCCCGGUGUUAAAAUCGACAACAUUGUAGUAGACAAACUCGUUACCUAUUUCGAUGACUACCUUAUGGACAUGACUAACGCCGUAACUUUGACCGAUGAAGAAAUGAAGAAGACUAAAUCCGACAUGGUCUUCAUGGUUCGCAAACGCCGUAUGAAUCACCAACCUUUCAAAGUAACUAUCGAUGUCUUGUCUGACAAGACAGUCGACUGUGUUGUGAGAAUCUUCUUGGGACCCAAGGAAGACCACUUACACCGACUGAUUGACAUCAACAGAAACCGUCUUAACUUUGUUGAGCUUGACUCUUUCUUAUACAAACUGAACAAUGGCAAGAACACUAUUGUCAGAGAUUCCAAGGAGAUGCACAACCUGGUGCGCGAUCGUAUUAUGACCCGUGACUUAUGGAAGAAGAUCGAUGGUAUUACUGACAUGCGUGAUUUGUUAGUGAAGGACCUGAGGAAUUACGUGACUGGAUUCCCGACUAGGCUGUUAUUGCCCAGGGGUCAUGUGGGAGGCAUGAAGAUGAUGCUGUAUUGUAUUGUCACUCCGUUGAGACUGGUCGACAAUAUGGAUCUGACACUCUUGGACACGAACCGCAAAGACCUUGUUAUGGACUUUAGGUCAACUGUCCUUCUCGACAAAAUGCCGCUUGGUUUCCCCUUCGAUCGUCAUAUUGAUGUAACUAAGUUCUUUACGCCGAACAUGAAGUUUGUUGAUGUCAUGAUCUUCCACAAGAGGCAGGAUUGCGACAUGAAGACUCGCUGGAACAGAUGGGUUCUGAAGCACUACGACAUGGGACACAUGACCUCCAUCGACGACGACAAGGUGUUUGUCGAUGUCGACCUCAACACUCACAUCGACCGUGAUGUCAAUCUUCUGAACGUUGAUUUCUGAAUAAUAUAAUAAUUAACUUCUCGUGUAUGAUGAAU
This is a messenger RNA of Cydia splendana, 2336 nucleotides long. Its product is annotated as basic juvenile hormone-suppressible protein 2-like. Bases 34 to 2301 code for a protein of 755 amino acids. Lineage: Eukaryota; Metazoa; Arthropoda; Insecta; Lepidoptera; Tortricidae. The transcript is spliced from 5 exons. The record is from RefSeq and is a predicted model, not a curated record.